AUGCCACCAAACUACGGUGAGGACGAAAUGUCCCUAUACGGGCGUUAUAUAUACCCUAUUUAUCUUGAUGAUGAUGAUGAUGAUGGAUCCGGCUGUACUGGUAGAUGUUUAACAGGGGUAGUUAUUUCUCUGAUUGUCUUUGGUAUCAUUAUACUUCUUUGGAUCUUGGCUCUCAUAAACAGAUUUUGUGUUCGUAUUCCUGGCUGGGAUGAUUCUUUUGGUAGAGUUUUAUGUUGGGGCCGUCUUAGGCGUCCAGAGAAGGCUAAAGGGUUUGCUCCUUUGAAUGAACCUCAGUUCUCUCGCCAGGUGGACCCAAUCCCAGUUUCCAUGCCUCAUAAUGAUCAAUACCGUGAAGAUAUUCAACUUUCGGAGCCAUACAGAGGAUAUAAUGGUGGACCUGGUGGCGCCCCAUAUCCGCCAGAAAGUGAGAACCCAUUUGAACCACAUAAUUCUAGACCACUCCAUACUAAUUAG
Saccharomycopsis crataegensis is the source of this 474-nucleotide messenger RNA. RefSeq lists its product as uncharacterized. The record is from RefSeq and is a predicted model, not a curated record. Bases 1 to 474 code for a protein of 157 amino acids. Lineage: Eukaryota; Fungi; Ascomycota; Saccharomycetes; Ascoideales; Saccharomycopsidaceae. The transcript has a single exon.